Mugil cephalus (flathead mullet) is the source of this 2692-nucleotide messenger RNA. RefSeq names its product platelet and endothelial cell adhesion molecule 1a (gene pecam1a). The coding region runs from base 107 to 2509 and encodes 800 amino acids. Gene Ontology annotation, biological process: cell surface receptor signaling pathway. The transcript is spliced from 15 exons. Gene Ontology annotation, molecular function: transmembrane signaling receptor activity. The record is from RefSeq and is a predicted model, not a curated record. Lineage: Eukaryota; Metazoa; Chordata; Actinopteri; Mugiliformes; Mugilidae.
GGACCUCCUCCUCCUCCUCCUCCUCCUCCUCCUCCUCCUCGUCCUCCCUUCUCCUCGCUGGCCUUUCUGCGUCUUGAGAUCCGAGUUGAACCACCUUUGCUCCAGGAUGAGCUCCAGACCUCCCGUCCUCCUCCUGCUGCUCCUCACCGGCCUCCUGCUCAUCUGGCCGUGUGCCAGGGGACAGUCGUCGUGGCUCAUAGACACCGUCGGCCUCAGCGUCCUACCCAGCAGCACGGUGCAGAGCGGGACCACGGUGAGGAUACGCUGCCGGGUCAUCGUGAGCCACAGCGACAGCCCCGACCUGACCCACACUUUCCAGAUCACACGGAACGGAGCCGACGUCCACACCCUGGACACCACCAAGGACUCGGUGGAAUACGUGCUCAACCAGACCCGGGCGGCCGACUCUGGGACCUACAGGUGUCACGUCACAGUCAGGGGCAAGCAAAGGACGAAGGACAAAUCCAGCACCGAGACGAAGCUCAACGUCAUAGGUCUGCAGACCCCCACUCUGCAUCUGGAUAACCCGUCGCCGUAUGAGAAUGAGGAGUUCAAGGCCACCUGCAGAGCUCCAGGUGAGAAGGGGAGCCUCUUGUUCAGGUUCUACCAGAGAUUGAAGCACAGAGAGCCUCAGCUGAUAUACGAGGUAAUGUCCAGCGGCAACACGGUGAAGACCACGUUGGCCCUGAGUCACAUCGGAGAGGCUUCUCUUUACUGCGACUGUGGGAUCAGGUUGACUUCUGGGACUCAGCGCUCAAACAGCAGCACGGAGAUUCAAGUGUUGGUCAGAGCGCUCAACAUUACCCCGAUCAUGACCGUGAUUCCCUCGACUGACGUCUACGAGGGGGAUGUUCUUGAAGUGACCUGUAAAGUGGAGUACAAGGCGAGGGAGGGGGACAACUUCGAGUUGUUCCUGAAGAAGGGCGGCAGGAUCCUCAAAUCAACCAAUAUCACAAUACUCAUUCAUCGGCUUCUCGUCCAGGAGAACCUCUCUGGGGAGCUCGAGUGCAAAGCAGAGCGGGGCAAUGUGCAGAAGGAAACCUAUAUACCGAUCACAGCCAAAGAGCGGUUUUCAAAGCCUCGACUGACUGUGUGGCCCGAGGAGAUAUUCGAAGGAGACGAGUUCAGAGUGACCUGCACCGUCUCCAUUAACGACACAGAGAAAGUCACGAACAUGAGAACCUACCUCUACGUAAAUGGCGUCAAAGUCGCAGACAACGCGUCGUAUUCCGUCACGGCAAACGCUAAAACGAACGGCAACUACACCUGCAGAGCUCAGCCUGGCGUUCCGCUGGACACAAUCAUUAAGGAGAGUGAAGCGAAGGUCGUUAAAGCCAAAGUUCCCGUUUCCAGUCCCGUGCUGAGGGUGGUCGGGGAUACGCUGGUGUUGGGAAAACAGUUCCAGCUCCUCUGUCACAGUCAGAACGGCACCCUGCCCAUCACGUACAUCCUGCACGGCCCCAACAGGGAGACUCAGAUCAGGAACGUGAACAAACCGGGGGAAGCGGUCGUCUUCAACACCUCGGCCAUCUUCAAGAGCACGGACCUCAGCAGCUUCCUUUGCCGAGCUAGGAACAGCGAAAACAGGCCGACCGUCGUCUCCGGACAGCAGCUGCUACGUUCAACCACCAUCAUAGAGCCCGUGUCCAAACCGGUGCUGAGCGUCCGUCCCGACGUGUCGGGCAUCUCUGAGGGGAACAACGUGACUCUCCUGUGCUCCCUCCAGAGAGGAAGCGCCCCCAUCAACUUCACCUGGUACAACGUGGAGAAUAAGCGCCCGCUCUACUCAGAGACGUCCAAUAAACUGGAGGGAACCUACCGCUUAAACCACGUCCACAGGCUGCAGGGCGGGAAAUACUUCUGCGUGAGCACGAACCCGGCACACGAACCGAAGCAGAGCAACGCCGUCACCAUCUCAGUGAAGCUUGCAGCCUGGAAGAGAGGUCUCAUCGCCGUCUCCUGCAUCCUCUUCUUACUGAUCUUGCUCCUGGUGUUUGCCUUCAAAACACGUCUCCUUCACUUCAAGAGGAAAAGAACUGGCAACCUGUCAGUGAAGUCGGUCGGCACAAAGGCCGAGCGGCUGAGCCUCACCCAGGCCGAGGUCAACGAGGCGGCCAACGUCACUCCCGGCAUGAUGGGGAAAAGCAUCUGGAGUGAACAUCUAUCAGGCUCUGACUCCGACGAGCAGAACAAUCCAGAGAAAACAGAGGUGCAGUACGCUGAGGUGCAGGCGAGACGGGCAGAUCCUAACAGAGUUCCAGAAAGAGUGGACACGGCCACGGUCUACAGCGAAGUACGUAACUCCCAGCAAGGUGUUCCAGAUCCGGCCGAUAGCGUGCCGGUGGAGUACGCACAGCUGAAUUGUGACGCCGACGGCCACAGUGACCACGGUAACCACGGCAUCCACGGUAACCACGGCGACCACGACCACGGCGGCAACGACGGACCCGCGGGAGAGGACGAAAGCAGCGGAGAGGUCAGCGUUGAUGUCGCUGACCAGGGGGAGUGAAACCCUCAUUUAUCCGUCUUGUUUUUUUUAAAUGUUAAGCAGUUUUGUACAUUACAUUAUUUUAUAUAUAUAUAUAUAUAUAUAUAUAUAAAUAUAUAUAUAAUGCUUUGAGUAAAAACUUUCCACACUGUACAGUCACAUGCUUUGGAUUUGAAGAGUAAAUAAAGAGUUUUUUUUAAAGUG